CCGACUCCACAGUUGCACCUCUGUGUAUAGUAAAAGCAAAACAGUCGGAGUCACGAAUCUUGAUGCGCUCACCGGUGAAAUACUACAUCAUUUAUUUGGAUGAAUAACUUGACCCUGAACUCAAAGAUUCAAUUUGAGGAAAAUACGUUUUCCAAUUAAAACAGUUGCACUUUUCGUCGUUAGUAUACCAGCCAUUGCCGAGAUGAUCCAUGAGUGUAUGUUUUCCUCCAAAUGGGGUGAAUUCGUUUUUAACCUUUGGUACUGCAUCAACCCGUUGACAAAUUGGACUAUUCACGUAAUCGACGGUGCGAAAGGAAACAGAAUGACCUCAGUCUUGUUACUAUUACUAGCGGUUGGGACUUUGGCCAAUCAGGAACCAUGUUCCUCAGGCCAGUACACAACCAGUAAAGAAUGCUGCAAGCAGUGCCAGCCUGGAGAAGGAGUUCUGAAGCUGUGUGGAGCCGCUCAGACGGUCUGUGCCCCCUGCCGUGACAGUGAGUCAUUUUCAGAAAACUUCAGCCAUAUAGAAAAUUGCCAGCCUUGUACGCGUUGCAUGGGCCUCCUUCGCAUGCAGACGCCUUGCACUGACUCCAACAAUGCCAUCUGUGUGUGUGACUAUGGCUACUACCUGAACGAGUUGUCUAACCGGUGUGAGCGCUGCACCAAAUGCCCUGAGGGCCAGGGUAUGCUGUAUGGCUGUGACCAUGAUCGUGACACGGUGUGUGAGGAAUGCACCAGGGACAGCUACUCUGACCAGGAGAGCUCCCGGGAGCCUUGUCUACCCUGCACCAUUUGCGAUGAGGGAGAGCUGGAAGUAAAAGCCUGCAACUCUUCCAGUGAUACUGUCUGCCAAGAUCUAAACCCUCGCUUGUCCUCCAUCUCGCCCUCUCUCUCUCCGGGGUCCUCGAUGCCCCCCUUCACAGAUGAGGGUCUCCUGCCAGACACCACGGAGAGCCCCACCACCAGUGAGGAUUUACCCAAGCUCAUCUACCAGGGUCUGAACGAGCACCUCAUUCCUAUCUACUGCUCCAUCCUGGCAGCCGUUGUUGUUGGCCUUUUGGCCUUCAUUAUUUUUAAGAGGUGGAACAGCUGUAAGCAGAACAAGCAGGGCGCAAACAACUGCACAGCUAAUGAAACUCAGAGCCCAUCAGCGGAAGGAGAGAAACUGCACAGUGACAGUGGCAUCUCUGUGGACAGUCAGAGCCUGCAGGACCAACAAGGCCCGAGCCACACACACACAGUGGUCUCUGUCGAUGAAGAACCUUGCCUGCUGCUUCCCCUCUACACACAAGAGGAGAUGGAGAAGCUCUUGUACAAGGACUCUGAAGGGGUGGGGUUGGAUCACUCAGAGGAUAGUGAUUGGUGCAACCUAGCAGGUCUUCUGGGUUACAAGAAAGAACGUAUCGCUGACUUUCUCCAGGAGGAAAAUCCUGUCCGUGCACUGCUUUCUGAUUGGGCGAGCCAGGAUUGUGCCAGCAUGGACAAACUCUGCACAGCUCUUCACAAGAUCAACCGGGAUGACAUUACUCAGAGCUUGAUCCUCAGCCCCAGUGGCACCAAGCCUACUGCCACAUCGGCAGUGUGACAGGGCCACUCCCACAGUACACCCACAGUUUCACCUGUAACACCAAUGUUGAGAUAAUCUCACUGAAAGAUUAUAGCCAUGCCAACAUUCAAAGUAAUUUUUCCUGAAUGCAACAUGAAACAUUGCAUCAGAUUCCCUGUGCGAUUGCAACUGGAUUUGUAAAUAAUUUAUUUAUUAUAAAGUUCUCAAAUCACUGAAACCUUUUUGCAGCACUCCAUUAACUGAAGGAUCAACAAGACACAUCUGUACCACAAAUUAUAUUUCCUCUCUUUGUUUUCCCAUCAGUGUCUUAACAUUGAGGUAAGGUCAAGCUUGCAUUGUAAUAUGUGGGGGGGAUCUAUCAGCACUGCCAACUACAAGAGGUCAUGGAGGAAGGACACACGACAACUGACUAGCACAUUUUGAUGAAACAUGUAAGAAGAUCAUAGGAUCAGUCUGGGAAUAACAGUAACUAACAACAAGAAUGGGUGUAUUUGCUGUGACUGAGCCUGACAAAGCUGUGACUUUAGCUCUUUGGUAAAAGGCACUAUGCACACAAACCCCACCCACCACUUUGCACCUUGUGAAGCCUUGUUUUCAUCUUAGUAUACUUUCUUCUUACUCUUUCACUAAGCAUAGUGUUACAUAACUCUUAAAAUAUGUCUGUGCAGUGAAUUAUUCAUGACAUUGCAAACAUACUUACAUAUUGUAGCAUAGAGGAGCUUCGCUAGUAUUAGCAAUGUACAUAAAAAACUGGCUACAAACUAGAUAAUGACCCACUAAUCAACAUGAAAUCAAUGACCAUACAUUAACCCUCAAUUUUUUUUAUUGCCAACAAUUCGUAUUUUGCAUCAAUUUAAUCCAUAUAUUUAGUAUUUGACCUCAGUAUAUUUGAAUAGGCUGUCCAUCUGACUUUCUGGAUUUGGAGUUAGUCUGUUGACCUAACCUCCUAACCUUUAAAAACACUUGAAUAAGAUUCUAAUGGAUCAACAGUUGCAACACGGUGCUCUGUGCUGUAAUUCAAUAUGCAGUAUGACUCCAGAUUCAAUCACAGGCCCCAAACACACAAAUUCACUGUGUCUUUAACACUGAGGAAAUACACAUGGAAACAAUACACAUUUACAAACACAAACACGUGCUGUACAUGUACACACAAAACAGGUCAGACACAAACACGUACUGUACAUGUACACACUAACAGGUCAGACACAAUGAGAACACACAACAGUGAGGGCUCGGUUUCCCAAUUUAAAGAUGAUAUGCUCACUGCCAAAGUUAUAGGAGAGAGUGUAGUUUAUGUUGAUGUUAUGCUGAAUAUACACAACAUAAUCAACGUAAAAAACAUACAAACACUGCACAGACCCAACAUACAGUUAAACACAAUGCCAUUUCUAUGAAUAUGGCAUAAAACUCCAGAUAUGUUUCAAUUUUAGUUUUAUUUCUCAGGGUUUCUUGUGUGGUUUGUUUUUAAGUGAAAUGUAUAGAAUUGUGCUCUGCUAGUCAAUAGUAUUGCACAUGGUUAUGGGGAUAAGGGGAUUCUUGGUUUGGGACAGUUAUCCCAGGUGUUUCAAAACCUUACUCAGGUUGUGAUCUUGCAACUACCAAUCCUUCAUACAUUACCAUAGGAAUGGAAGCAGGUUAGAGAAUAUGUUAAAAAUAUCUUGGUUCCUUGUUGACCUUUGAAAAGGGCUACUUAUUAGACUGUUGGAAACAAAUACCCGAUGAAUUCCAUGCUUUGCAAACUAAAACCAUAAAUGGCAGGAAGUCACAUGUAAAUAAUCUACACAGCCAAUCUAUACUGCAUAUGCAAGGCUUCAUAUUUUUUAUAUGACUUAAUAAAUCGUUAAAGAUUAUGCUAAGAUUAUGGACAAAGUCCCACAGUCCUUCUUUCAAUUACUAUUUAAAAUGUGCUUAACUAAAUUGUAUUUAAAUCAUUUUCAAUUACAAAUAUUUGAGGAUUCUUUUCUAUCUUGAAAUGAGUAACUGCAACUGGGCCAGCAUUCUAAUGGUUGUUUUGUCUGGUGCAAACUAGCUAGCAAUGCCAUUUUCAUAGCAACACAAAAUGAGCCUUAGUAACCAAAGCUAGUGAAUGUGUGGCACAGUAAUAAUUGUAAUGUAACUGUGCUGUGGUUUAACCCAUGAUGUUAAAACUACUCAAGAAACCACCAAGCCCACACACCCAAAUGUCUGUCUGUUAAUCAAACAUGAAUACUGUCCACCGGUCCGAUAUUGAGAUUGGAACUACCUGUUGAACAAAAAUUAACUAUAUGAAGGUUAAUCAUAAAUCUGCUUUUGUAUAUUUGUAAUAAUAAUAGUUUCCCCCUUUUUUUCGAAUCGGGUAGGUUCUAGCACUCUAAUGUUUAAAAGCUGUAUAUAUUGUAUUUUGCAUCACAAGUGCCUGUUCUGUUUCAGGUAACAAAUUAUUUUAUUGUGUCAGGAUUAAUCGUUUUGCAAUUCAUCCUAAUGAAUGUGGUAAUUUUGAAGUCUAAGUUGUUCAUGAAAUUUCUGUCAGACCAGAUCUUUCUGUCCAAUCAGAGUGGCCAUUUGAAGACCCUCCUUUUUCCUUUAAGUAGUUUCUGAUCUACAAUUAUGUAAUAGGUGAAGGCACCGACUCCCCUGUAAAGCCAAACCAUGCUUUUCCCCUGUAAUAAAGCCAUAACAAUUACUGUAGUUUUACAUUUGGAAACUAUGACAAGGAAAGAAGCUGAAAACAGGCUCAUCUGUUCAAACAAAAUUCCCUUUGUUGCAGAGUAAAGUUCAAUAAUUAUUUUGCAUAAUCAAUUAAUGCCUAACUUACAUGUCAUGUUGCACUUCAAAGCAAGUAUAUUGUAGCUCAGAGGGAAAACAUAUCUUAAUAGUGAAGGGAUUAUCCAUGCAAGACAGGGACAAGAGGAAAUGUGGAGAAGCAUCACAAGUUGUUGUGUUUUACUUCAUAGUACCUCUUUAACCAUCGGGGAAAAUGUACAAAACUGCGAAAUAUUGAAUGUUAUAUGUAAUGUUAUAUAUUUACUAACAUGUAUGCUGUAUCAUACAAAAGUGUAGUUCAAAAAUGUCUUAUUAGAUAAGCUGUCCAAACAACAAAAUA
Messenger RNA from Hypomesus transpacificus, 4649 nucleotides. It is a transcript of the gene ngfrb, whose product is annotated as nerve growth factor receptor b. Gene Ontology annotation, molecular function: coreceptor activity; nerve growth factor binding; death receptor activity. NCBI's taxonomy places the organism in Eukaryota, Metazoa, Chordata, Actinopteri, Osmeriformes, Osmeridae. Gene Ontology annotation, cellular component: plasma membrane; cell surface. Bases 203 to 1585 code for a protein of 460 amino acids. The transcript has 6 exons. The record is from RefSeq and is a predicted model, not a curated record. Gene Ontology annotation, biological process: Rho protein signal transduction.